AUCCUGAAAGAAUUGAUCCUUCUGAUUCAUUCAUCAGAUCAUCCAUGUUUAAUUCUCAUCUCAAACAAAUUCGAUGGAAAUGGAUUUGGUUCUUGGCAGAAAUCGAUGAAGAUUGCUUUAUCCGCCAAGAACAAAUUAGGUUUUGUGAAUGGCUUGAUUCAGAAACCUAAUAAUAGUCCUGCUCAGCUCCUCGCCUGGCAGCGCUAUAAUGAAAUGGUCACAUCGUGGAUUCUAAAUGUUCUAAGCAAGGAAAUAGGAGAUAGUGUUUUAUAUGCAAAUUCUGUUGCUGAAAUCUGGAAUGAACUUGAUGAAAGAUUCGGACAAUCUAAUGGCGUGCGUCUGUAUCAGCUGCAGAAGGAUCUAUGUUCCAUUUCUCAAGGAAACUCUAACAUUGCUGCCUAUUACACAAGGAUGAAGAAGGUCUGGGAUGAGUUGAGCAUGGUUACCAGCUUGCCUCGUUGUAACUGUGGAGUUGCUCAAGAAAUUCUAAAAUAUGAACAAGAUCAGAGGCUUAUACAAUUCCUUAUGGGUCUCAACUCUGAUUAUAACACUGUCAGAGGCAACAUCCUUCUUAUCAAACCUCUGCCUUCAAUUUCAGCAGCUUAUGGGAUGCUCGUGCAAGAAGAAAAGCAGAAAGAGAUCCAGAUUCCAAGUCCUUUCACCUCUGAACACACAUCUUUGAAUGCCAACAUUCAGCUACAUAACAAAGGGAGAUAUGAAGAUAAGAAGGUGCCCAUAUGCAACCACUGCAAAAAGAAAGGACACACAGCCAAUAAAUGCUACAGAAUUAUUGGUUUUCCUAAGGAUUUUAAGUUUACUAAGGGAAAAGGAGUGGCAGCUCAUGUUUCCAGUGAAGGCAUGUCAGACACUAAUGACCAUGAAGACAGACCUGCUGUUUCCUUUUCCAAUGAACUGUGCAAUCAAUUCAUGCAGUUUCUCAAUACUUAUCAUGGAGAAAAAUCAAGAUCAGAUUCUUCUUCUGAAGCCUUCACUGCUCAUAUGAUUGGGCCCUUCCAAGAAGAGGCCAGUGGAUCUUGGUGAAAGACAAAAUGGUCUUUACAUUACUCCUGCAGCAGUACCUUCUUCCCACAAAUCUUUUCCUUCUUCUUCUGUUCAAACUGUUCAUAAUAUUUCUCAUUGUAAUAAGGCUUGUAAAGAUCUCAAUGUUCAAAUUUGGCAUAUGAGAUUAGGCCAUCUUCCUGCUUAUAAACUGAAACAUGUUUGCUCUUUUAAUAAUGAAGCUUUUGAUUCCUU
Cuscuta campestris is the source of this 1254-nucleotide messenger RNA. The record is from the annotation of a GenBank genome assembly. NCBI's taxonomy places the organism in Eukaryota, Viridiplantae, Streptophyta, Magnoliopsida, Solanales, Convolvulaceae.